Arabidopsis arenosa is the source of this 2083-nucleotide messenger RNA. The record is from the annotation of a GenBank genome assembly. NCBI's taxonomy places the organism in Eukaryota, Viridiplantae, Streptophyta, Magnoliopsida, Brassicales, Brassicaceae.
AUUAAAAUCCAGAUUUUUUUCAUUCAUUUUCGUAUUUUUGAUUUAAAAGUAAAGUUUCUUCCUCCAUUACAAUGGAAAAUGUGAUCUGGGUUUUUCAUAGAAAAGAUUGAAAACAAUCAGAGGAUUUUGAUUUUUGAUUUUUUGUUCAUUUGGUGUGUGUGAUGGGUCUGGUUGAUUCUUUGUUUGGAAAAGAUGCAAGGAAAUUUCUCAAAAGGAAAGAUAGUGAUGCUGCAGAAGCAGGUCGAGCUUUGGAAGAACUCAGAAGUUCUUUAUACAAUGAGCUUAAAACAUCAGAAGGAGCUAAACGGCAACAACAGAGAUUUUGUGGCCCUGUUGUUGCAAUGUCCUUCAAUUUCUUUGUUGCUGUUGGAAUCAUCCUUGCCAAUAAAUUAGUGAUGGGAAGAGUUGGAUUCAAUUUUCCAAUCUUUUUAACAUUGAUUCACUAUACUGUUGCUUGGAUUCUUCUAGCUUUCUUCAAGUCUCUCUCUUUGCUUCCAAUGUCUCCUCCUUCAAAGACUACACCUUUCUCAUCUCUCUUCUCUCUUGGAGCAGUCAUGGCCUUUGCUUCCGGGCUAGCUAAUACAAGUCUCAAACACAACAGCGUUGGAUUCUAUCAGAUGGCUAAGAUCGCAGUGACACCAACGAUUGUUCUUGCCGAGUUUGUUCUCUUCAAGAAAACCAUUUCUUCCACCAAGGUCAUGGCAUUAGCUGUAGUAUCUCUAGGUGUGGCAAUCGCGACAGUCACGGAUCUAGAAUUCAAUUUGUUCGGCGCAUUGGUUGCUGUUGCUUGGAUUAUCCCAAGUGCCAUCAAUAAAAUACUCUGGUCUAAUCUUCAGCAACAAGCUAAUUGGACUGCCCUAGCAUUGAUGUGGAAGACAACACCAUUUACUGUCUUCUUCUUAUUGGCUCUCAUGCCAUGGCUUGACCCACCUGGAGUUUUGCUGUUCAAAUGGGAUUUAGCUAACUCUUCCGCAAUCCUCGUCUCUGCUCUUCUCGGCUUUCUUCUCCAAUGGUCUGGUGCACUCGCUCUCGGGGCAACGUCGGCAACAUCUCAUGUAGUAUUAGGGCAAUUCAAGACAUGUGUGAUUUUGCUUGGAGGUUACGUUAUCUUCGGCUCCGAUCCCGGUUUCAUCAGCAUCUGCGGCGCUGUGGCAGCUCUUGCCGGAAUGUCUGUCUACACGUGGCUCAAUCUUCCGGGGAAAUCCAUCGAUCACAUGUCAAACAAGCAGCUUCCGAAGCAAAACGUUAACGUUUCAAAACCUAAAGCCGAGGCUGACGACGGAGGAGGAGAGACCGGGGUAACCGUAGUUUCUGUUGACCCUCUUCUCUCCAAGACGAUAACUGCAAAUAUCGUAUAUGAGUCGCCGAUCGAGUUAGAGAUGGGGAUGGGAAGUAACGGCGAAUUGAAGUAUGAGAUCUCCCAGAACGCGUACAUCAAACUCGUUCUCCACUCGCUGCGACACAAGACGGCGGCGGUCAACGGAGUCCUCGUCGGUAGAAUCAGCCCUAAGGACGACGGAGUUGUAGAGAUCUCAGAUUCUGUGCCGCUCUUUCACUCUAACCUUGCUCUCCUCCCUCCUCUCGAGAUCUCCCUCAUCAUGAUAGAGGAGCAUUAUGUGGCUCAAGGUUUAAGUAUUGUUGGAUACUUUCAUGCAAACGAGAGGUUUGAUGACGUUGAGCUCUGUGGUGUGGCUAAGAACAUUGGUGAUCACAUCUCUCGCUAUUUCCCUCAAGCACCGAUUCUCUUGUUGAACAACAAAAAGCUUGAAGCUUUAUCAAAGGGUAAAGAGCGAAGCCCUGUGAUGCAGCUCUGUGUGAAGGAUGCUUCCAAGAACUGGAGAGUGGUUGGAGCAGAUGGAGGAAGCAAGCUACUCUUAAAAGAGCCAUCGGCCAAUGUAAUUUUGUCAGAUUACAUUUCAUCUGAGAAAUGGAAGGACGUCACAGAUGUUGAUGAUCAUCUUGAUGAUGUUACCAAGGACUGGCUAAACCCUGGACUUUUCAACUGAAGAUGGGUAUGCGAUAUAGCUAAAUUAGACUUUUGCUUUCAUCAUCUUCAGUCGAAAAACAAAAAAUUCUCGGUGAC